Messenger RNA from Stegodyphus dumicola, 1022 nucleotides. Its product is annotated as lysozyme C-like. NCBI's taxonomy places the organism in Eukaryota, Metazoa, Arthropoda, Arachnida, Araneae, Eresidae. Gene Ontology annotation, molecular function: lysozyme activity. The record is from RefSeq and is a predicted model, not a curated record.
UUAAGGGAACGGCGAAAACCGCUUCCUGGAUAUGUCUUCAAGAAGUGGGUCAUUGUGGCCAAGCGAGGUUCGUUGCUCGUCACGCUGCACUCUGCUUGGAUGAUACUCUUUGUUUCUACAUGAAAGUUAUUCAGGGGGUCUAGGAAUGAUUCACAGAGCGGUGGUCGCAUUUUUACUGUUUGUUUUAGCAGAAAGUAAAGUGUUCGAUAGAUGUGAGCUGGGACGAGAGUUGUACGAAAAAUUCAGCUUUCCCUUGGAAGACAUUUCCAAAUGGUUAUGUCUUGUUCAUUGGGAAAGCGGAUUUGAUACAACAGCUGUAAACAAAGGCGCCACAGAAAAUUCACUAGACUAUGGAUUAUUUCAGAUCAAUGACAAGAACUGGUGCAAAGGACCCCUCCGACCCAGUGAAAACCAGUGCAGAAUACCUUGUGAAAGAUUAAAAGACGAUGACCUUUCUGAUGACAUACAAUGCGUUCGAACAAUUAUACAGAAGAAAGGCUUUUAUGAAUGGAUGUCAUAUGGACUUCGAUGCAAUAGUAACACUGAAGAAUAUUUCAAAAACUGUGACCUCACAUCAAGAGCUCUCAAUGUGGGAAUGAAAGUGAGACUUGAGCCAAAACCAUCAGUCAGAUUUAAUGUAAAUCACAUCAAAGAUGCCCCAAACUUCGCAAAAAUCAGAAUAGGCUUGACCUCACAGCCAAAAGGAGUUAAAGUAAAUGUUAAUGCAAAAGAAGCAAAAUUAAAUUUCUUUUCAAAGUAUUUGGGUGCAUAUUUCAGGAUGAAGCCAUUUUUUACUUUGCAUCAGUAUGUGACCAGAUAAAUUCUGACAGAAGAGUUAUUGCACCUAUUUCUUUACCUUCAUGCUAGUUUUAUUUUACAGCAUUCAAAAAAGAAAGUAUGGAAAAUUAAGAUCAUAGCAUAUUCAUCAUUAAUUUAUAAAACUUGUAAAUACAACCAACUUUAUUAUAAAUUAUGUAUCAUUUUGAAUAAAAAUUUUUAUAUAGAUGCAUUUUAUUUAUGAA